This is a messenger RNA of Glycine soja, 1034 nucleotides long. Its product is annotated as RGS1-HXK1-interacting protein 1-like. The record is from RefSeq and is a predicted model, not a curated record. NCBI's taxonomy places the organism in Eukaryota, Viridiplantae, Streptophyta, Magnoliopsida, Fabales, Fabaceae. The coding region runs from base 102 to 797 and encodes 231 amino acids. The transcript is spliced from 8 exons.
CCCAAAGAUUCAAAGAAUGAAGUUGGUUUGGUAAGGUAUUCUGGUUGUUUUUAUUCGGGGUCAGCCAACCGAGUGCAGUGCAGUGCAACCAUCGGACAAUAAUGGCAGAGGCAGAUUCGUCCUCCUCCUCUUCAGAUGGAGAACCCUCGCCAUCGCUGGCGUCGAUUGCGGAGAAUCUUCAGCGUUCCGCCAUUCAAUCUGCUCGAACUGUGCAACAUAGCACUACAAAUCAUUUCCGUGCCUUUCAGAAUUUUUUACCAGAAGCAGUACCACAGUAUAGAACAUAUGAGGAUGCUUUCGUCAAUAAAGUUAAAGAUGGAUUGAUGAUUGCAAAGGAGAAUCCAGCUUUAAGUGCUGGUUUAGCUGUUUCUGGUGCCCUUCUGGCCAUGCGAGCUCCAAGAAGGUUUCUGUUUCGUCAUACAUUGGGUCGAUUCCAAAGUGAGGAGGUACGGUAUGCUAGAACUGAGAAGAAUGUAAAGGACUUGGGCCUUUCGGUGGAUUUACUGAAGAAGGAGAGUGUAAAAUUGCUUCAAAGGACAGCUCUUGCUGAGAAGGAAAUGAAAUAUGGGCAUACCGAACUAGUGAGCGCUGGAACCCAAUUUCAACAGCUGGCAAAAUCAGCUUACAAGGUUGAAACCCGAGCUGCUGAUUUGCUUGACAAGCUGCGGUAUAUACCUAGUCGUGAAGCUCUGGUACUUCGAGCUGAGGUUGCUUCUAUGGCUUCAAAUUUGAAGCGUCAGAGAUCUUCACUGAACAAACGGAUAAUGAAGAUCAACGAGUUAGGGGUUCCUGUGUGAUUGAAUUAAUGGACAAGUUGUGGACCUUCUCUUGAUGCACACCCAUCACCCCAGUUUUCCUGAAUAAAUUCUCCUGUUAAAGUAGAUAGCUCUAAGUAUAAUGCAGACCCAUGCCCCGGGGCAUCUUUUUUGUUUUUUUCAAAUGUUCAGUCUCUUUCAUGCAAUCUACAUUUUUUAUAUAUGUAACUUUCACGCAAUAUACUAUUUUUUAAAACAAUCUACUUAUGUAUUACUUUA